AUGGACAAGAAAAGAAAAUCCAAGGGGGGAGACGAAGAUGCGGACGACCAUGCAACGAAGAAGAGAAAGAUGCCGAGUGAUUCCAUCGACCUCUCUCAACCCGAAACCGCUGAAGGAACGACUCAACAAGGAUUGAAGUUGGUCGACAUAUUGAAGAAGACCGAGGACAAAAGUGGACGAGUAAUAUCUACGAGCUUCCUGACCCUACCUAAUCCCCGCCAAUUCCCCGAAUACUAUAAAGUAAUUCGGAUGCCAAUCGCGCUUGAUAACAUCAGAGAGAAGUUGGUUCGUCGAGAGUUCGCAAACCUGACCGAUUUGGAAAGCUACUUCAAGCGCAUGAUAUCAAACGCGAAAGAGUACAACACAAAAGGAUCGGAAGUUUAUGACGAUGCAGAAAGAUUACGAAAGGCUUUAAGCAAUUACAUGACCAAACAUAAUCCUGCAUAUAAGCUCAUUCCAGGAUAUGUGGCAGCUCCAACACCAUUCCCAGCAGAACCGGGCGAAAGUGAUCUCGAGGAUGCUGAAGGGGAACCGGAUUCUGAGGUAGAGACUGCUGCGCCAGUGAAGAAGACACCCAGAGGUAGGACGAAGAUCCAGAUCAGGACACAGCCACCACCUAAAAAAAGCAUCACGCCGUCAGUGCAAGAUGGUCUUUAUUCGAAAGUACCAUUCUCGAAAUUGACUUUCCAGCAAGCUCAAGAGAAGAUACUCGAGGAGUUGAUCACGCAGAAGGAAUCGCCAGAUGAGCAAUUCAGGAUAUAUGAAGUUUUCGUCGAUUUACCACCUCGAAGCCUACGGGAUUACUACAAACUAAUCACGAAUCCCGCGAGUCUUGACUCGGUGCAGAAGAAAGUGAAGGGCGGAAAGGAGAAUGUGUCCGAAUUCAAGUCAUGGGCAACGUUCGAAAAGGAAAUGAAGUACAUAUGGAACAACGCAUGGAAAUAUAACGAAGAUGGCAGCGAAAUCUCAAUUCUCGCUAAAAAUCUCCAGGCGUCAUUUUACAAGCUUUUUAAAGAGGCCAAACAAGCUGUGCCAGAACCUGCAGGCCCUAAAAUUAAGUUGAAGAUGCCAGAGCAGCCUCAGCCUCAAGCGACACCGAAAAUUACUCUCAAACUUGCAGGAAAGGGUAAUCCUGCUGAGUCGCCCGCCCCACAAACGAAUGGGUCAAAUGCAUUACCUGCAAAUGGUGCUCGGCGGAACCCAUUUGGGGGUUCUUCCUCUGUUGUCACUACGGCACCAAAUUUGGAUCAACUAGAAAGGGUAAAAAGUGCAUCUGUUUCCGUGUCGUCACCAACACCCUCUGCUGUGGCUCCAGUGAAGAAUGAAGAAAGCGCUCGCAAUUCUCCUGCGGUAGCUGCUGUAGGAUACCCCAGCAAUCGCGGUGGCAGUCAGGCAGUAUCGACUCCUGGUUUACCAACUCCAUCGGCGGGCAUGCCACCACCAUCAACACCAGGCUUAUCGAACAAUGGAAUGACCAAUAAUGGUAAUAGUAACUAUACUAGCGGAUACGCGCAGUCGUUUCCUCAUCAACCUCAAUUCCAACCACAACACUCGUCUUUUGAAUCGAAAUGGAGACAACCAGGAAAGACCGCUGCUGAUGCUAUGAUUACGAACGUUACCCUGGCAACACAUAAAGGACUCAAUAUCUCCAAACAUUUCCAUAUGGACUUGCCACCCUCUCCUACGAUGGCUCAACAGUCCUUUACGAUAAAUCUCCCACAUACUCACUAUUAUUUACAAAUCAAGCCUACGAUUUCUCCAUCUAUUCUAGAUCGUCAAUACAAAUUGUUUGUCACAUCCGGCUCGCAAAGACUGCAUGCGAUGCCCUUGUUGCCUGGCCAUCAGUUGGAACAACAGCGACCCCUAUUUGAAGCUCGCUUACUUCCAGGGGUUAAUAGAAUCGAAAUAGAGUUGAUUGCCGCUCUCCCAAAGGGAGCUAGCAAAACAGCAAAUGGACAGGAUGUAGAGUUGGAGAAGAUCACGGUUUUUGCCAAUCUUUUGAAAGAUCCUCAGCAAAGAUAA
This is a messenger RNA of Glarea lozoyensis ATCC 20868, 2022 nucleotides long. Its product is annotated as Bromodomain-containing protein. The transcript is spliced from 6 exons. The record is from RefSeq and is a predicted model, not a curated record. Gene Ontology annotation, biological process: chromatin remodeling. Lineage: Eukaryota; Fungi; Ascomycota; Leotiomycetes; Helotiales; Helotiaceae. Gene Ontology annotation, molecular function: protein binding. Bases 1 to 2022 code for a protein of 673 amino acids. Gene Ontology annotation, cellular component: RSC-type complex.